Molecule: messenger RNA, 5550 nt
Organism: Leguminivora glycinivorella
Lineage: Eukaryota; Metazoa; Arthropoda; Insecta; Lepidoptera; Tortricidae
Gene: Cdk12
Product: cyclin-dependent kinase 12
Exons: 17
Coding region: 337-3627 (1096 amino acids)
Biological process (GO): transcription elongation by RNA polymerase II; protein phosphorylation; positive regulation of transcription elongation by RNA polymerase II
Cellular component (GO): nucleus; cyclin/CDK positive transcription elongation factor complex
Molecular function (GO): ATP binding; cyclin binding; cyclin-dependent protein serine/threonine kinase activity
Source: RefSeq, a predicted model, not a curated record
CGAUAGAUGAUGAAAUGAAAAAGCAAAUGGCUACUGCAUUCCGACGUACUAAAAUUCCUAAUAAAAAGAAUCCGAUGUAAUUCGAUGAUAAAUGCGCUCUUUAUGAUCAUGAUUAGCAAAAUAAGGCUCUAAAGCAACUAAAGAACUAAGAUACAAUAAUAUUCCAAGCUAAAAACUUGCCAAAACUAGGAAAAAUACAAAGAUAUUAAAUCCUAUCAAGUACUAUUUAGAAAUUUCGCUAAUAUAUUGUUUUGUGUGUGAUGCUGAUUCACGUCCGUUUAUGUUUAGUUGAUGUAAUGUGAAGUUAUUGCCCGGGCGGAGCGCCGCCCCACGGCCAUGGAGCGGUACGAGAAGAGGCACAGCAAGCACCACAAGGAGAAGCACAAAAAGCGAUUGCACAAAAAGCACAGGAGCUCUAGCGGUACCCAUGACCAAUCUUAUGCAACAAGUAACUCUCACAAGCCGCUGGUGGAGUACUCGGACGUCAGCUCGGAGGCUCUGUCGGCCCCGGAGGCCGGCGAGAUCGAGAGCGAGGCGAGCUCCAUCAGCCGGCACAUCGCCGACGACCUCGACCGGACGAGGAAGUCUCACUCGAUCCGCACAUUCGUCGACGACAAGACGAUCUCGGUCACGACGACGAGCCGACGCAUUGUAGACGAGUACGCUCUUACCCGUGAUUCUUCUUCGGCAGCAUCUAAGAAGAGGCGCGGCUUAGACUUUGUGGAAACGGAGUUGGAGAUUGAAGAUCACCGGUUUAAGAAGAAGAAAGAUAAGCGGAAGAAGGAAAAAAGAAAGAAAAAGAAGAAGGACAAGCACCGCUCGAGAUCUGCUAGCUUAGAAAGUGUGUCCCCGGAUGAUAACUUGCCUACGGCUACCCCUGGGAGACCACCAAGUCCUCCGAGAUACGCUCAAGUGCCUGUGAGCGAAUGGGAAAAGGCCUCAUCUCCGUUACAAAAUGGGUCCUGCUCACCAGUAUCUCCAUCAACUCCACCACCACUGGUCAGGGAGGUCCGUCGAGAUCCGUCACCAAGGCUACGCCCUCCAAUCAUAGCAGAACCCUUACAUCCAUUGCCUUAUUCUCCCAGAGAGAGAUCCCCGCUAAUGAGCCAUAUUGAUACAAGGAGAAGACAGAAAUCUACCACACCACACACACCAGUUGCGCCCCCGUACCAUGAGACCGUCACGAUAGAUUCCGGCGAUGAGCAGGAGUUUGAGCACAGGCGGGACUACUGGCCUGAACACAGGCCGCAGUCACCCAUCAUGAUUAUUUCUGAUUCCCCUGAACGGGGGAUAUCGCGUAGUCGAGGCGACUACAGCCCGCGGAGGCACCGACGCCGUUCACGCGGCUCGCCGCGACGUCGGCACCGCAGUCGCGACCGGGACAGACACCGGGACAUCAGAGGCUCUGGCAGACGAUCUCCAUCCCGCACAUCAUUAAAACGACGACGUUCGUUAUCGCGGGGCCGUCGGCGCGGAUCGUCGCCUUCUCCACCAAGACAUCGCGUCCGGCAUCGAGAACCUUCGCGAGAUCGACACAGGCCUAAGCAUGACUCGCCAAGUCCGCCGUCGGUCCUGCAGCGCAGGAUAGACUUCAAAGAGAAGAUCAGCGAUACAAGCUUGUUCGCUGAACUUGUUAAGGACAAGCAUAAGAGGGCUAAGAAACUACAAGAGAUCCUAGACCAAAAGGAGGAGGAGUCCCAAGGCGCGAUCUCCACCACAACCUCCAUCAACAACCCCGAGAUCCUCACCAUCGACGAGCUCUCCAACGCCACAUACGACAGCGCCUCGCAGCUCAAGGAAAACGGAGAAGCACCGACCCCAGUUCCACCACCGGCUAAUGAUAAAGAAGUUGGAGAUAUACCGCUGCCGGGAGCUGUUCCACCAUUACCGGUGCCACCGCCAAUGCAGCCUCCACCGGUGUUUGGUGCACUUACUGUUGAGAAGCCUGAGGAAACCAAGAGCAAUGGAGAAGAGGUGAGGCAGCCAACGCCCCCCGCCGCGCCCCCGGUGGCGCCGGCCGCUCCAGCGCUGCCGCCGCUGCCGAAGGUGGGCGGCAGCGUGGUGGAGGGCGUGUACGCGAGCAGCCAGCAGCCGCCGCCGCCCAAGCCCAAGUCCCUCGUCAAGCUGCCCAUGCCGCCCAACACGCAGGUUGAUGACCUAAAGACGCUGGCGAACGAGAGUCCGCUCAGCACGCCAUCGCCCAGCCCGGUCAAGAAGCCUGAAAAGCCUAAGAAGACUGGAAUCAUGAACUUGCCAAUGCCACCUGUGAUCCCCGGCUCCGAGGAGCUGAGCGGCGACGAGCUGGACGGCAGCACGCCUCCGCCCGCCGCCAGCGACCAGUACUCGCACGUCUUCAACUCCAGGAAGGGCAAGGAGAAUUCGUUGUCGAAACUAAAAAGGCCGCGGAUUCUGAAACGGCGCGGGUCCAAAGUGGUUCCCGUCGCCACGCCCACGCACCAUGCCAAAGACUGGGGCGAAAAGUGUGUCGAUGGCUUCCAGGUGAUAACCCAAAUCGGCGAAGGCACGUACGGGCAAGUGUACAAAGCGCGCGACAAAAACACGAACCAGCUAGUCGCGCUUAAGAAAGUUCGCCUCGAGAAUGAGAAAGAGGGCUUCCCUAUCACGGCUGUUCGGGAGAUUAAGAUCCUCAGACAGCUCAAUCAUAAGAAUAUUGUCAAUCUGAGGGAGAUUGUUACUGAUAAACAGGACGCCUUGGACUUUAGAAAGGACAAAGGCUCUUUCUACCUAGUAUUUGAAUACAUGGACCACGAUUUAAUGGGUCUACUAGAGUCGAAGAUGGUGGACUUCACAGAGUCUCACAACGCUAGUAUUAUGCGACAGCUGCUUGACGGGCUUGCGUAUUGUCACAGGAAGAACUUCCUGCACAGAGAUAUCAAGUGCAGCAAUAUACUUAUGAAUAACAAGGGCGAAGUGAAGCUCGGCGACUUCGGUCUAGCGCGGCUGUGGUCGGCCGAGGACCGCGCGCGACCCUACACCAACAAGGUCAUCACGCUGUGGUACCGCCCGCCGGAGCUGCUGCUGGGCGAAGAGAGAUACGGGCCCGCUGUCGAUGUGUGGUCCAUGGGCUGUAUACUGGGAGAGCUGUUCCUCAAACACCCCGUGUUCCAGGCGAACGUAGAAAUGAUGCAGCUCGAGAUGAUCUCCCGCGUGUGCGGCACGCCCGUGCCCGGCGUGUGGCCCAACGUCGUCAACCUGCCGCUGUGGCACACGCUGCGCCCCAAGCGCUUCCACAAGCGCUGCGUGCGCGACCACUUCGCCUUCAUGCCCGCGCAUGCACUCAGUCUACUCGACAGGAUGCUGGAACUUGAUCCCGACAAGAGAGUGACGGCGGAGGAUGCGCUCAAGAGUCCGUGGCUGAAGAAUGUAGUUCCAGACCAGAUGCCGGCGCCCUCGCUGCCCACGUGGCAGGACUGCCACGAGCUGUGGUCGAAGCAGCGGCGGCGCCAGCAGCGCGAGCACGAGCAGAAGCCCAAGCCCUACGGCGAGGAGGCCAAGGAGGCCUUCAAGCAGGACUCCUCCAACCACUCCGACGCCUCCUUCAAGGCCGACUACAAGGACGUGCCGCCCGCACAGCCGCCGCCGGACCAGGCUCCGCCUGUCAAAUAGUAUACGGAGUACUACUACGGACAUUACGGAUAGGACUAUGGUGCUGCCUACGUCUAGGGGAUCGGCCGUCAUUACCCACCACACGGAGCGAAGCGUGUCGCGACCCAAUUUCCAAUCAAACGUGCUAUAUGGACGUGUCUCGGCCGAGCGACCUGUCUGACCGAGCCACGUCCAGAUGUUUGCCGCGCGAGCACAUUGAAUCGCGACGUGCCUCGCUCUGUGUGGACCUGGCUAUUCACGUUUAUUUUGAGCUUUUAAGACCCAUAUACGGUUAUGAUUAGCCGGGUCUCCACAAAACGAGUCGCGAGGCGAUUUCCUCGCGCGAAAAGCGUAUCACGUCUACAUUGGACGUUUACCGCAUGAGUACGCUUCCUUGGGACGUGCCUCGAUCAAGACCGAAUGCGUGAAACGAAUUUUUUAAUCGUAAUCGCUCUCGUUUUAUUACAUGUUAAAAUUACCUUAUAAGAACAUUAAAAUUAUCUAUUAUACUUAUUCGUUUUCGUUGCUAGAAAGAAAAGUACAGAAACUUAGUUAUUGAUACUCUUUCGUGAAAAUUAUAAUAUGAAAUGUUCUGUCAAUAUGAACUGUAUUCGCGAACAAGCUGGGAUUUCUUACAAGCUCAAUACGUAUGGAUGUUGCGUGAUGGCCGGUCGAGGAUUUAAUUUAUUGUGAUGGUGUCUAGUGGUUCUGAAUUGUGGAAUCUGAAGGUUCCGUCUGUAGUGGUUGACGCUUGUGUUCAUACGGUAGAACCGUUUGUGCCUGUCGGCAUCUACAGGACUAGUUUAAUCGGUCCCGAUGUAUAUUCAAAAUUAUAACCGAGAACCAAAAUUCAGUAAUAAAAUUAACCAAAGUAUUAGUUCUGGAAAACAGAGCUGUGUAUAAAAGUCGCAAAUUUUGCAUAAAUAUGUACAUACUGUCUCGGAGAUUCAAAGUAAGGACAUUUUUGUUCUUUUACCUUUAAGCAGCAAUUACACUGCGUCGUUCAUCUAAUGCGGUUGCGAAUUUGUUUCAAACAAGUAGUAUGAAACAAAGUAUUUGCCGUUUAAAUAUAACACGCGAAAUUUAAAUGUAUAAAUCGAUGAAUAUAUCAGUUAAAAGACGUAUUAAUAUAAUUCUGUGAUUGUUUUGACCGGUAUCGGAAUUGACCUGCGCCACGAGUCUGGGUAUCGUGUAAUCCUUCGUUAGAUUUAAUUUAGAAUAUUAAUAAAGGUCCUUAUAUAAUAAAUUAGUUUUAUUUUUGUUACAAAGGACCCUGGACCCAAAUGUAGUACGCAUUUAUAAUAUAUAUAAGUAUGUAAGUAAUAUGUAUAUUACGGCGUCAUUACGCGAAUUUAUAGGUAUACAGAUUAUGUAAAACAAUGUUACUGUUGGAAUCGCCUUCUCAGAUUACUGUACAUUUAUCUACGGCGAGUCAGUCUGUAUUUUUUUUAUAAGAACUUGUAAAUAGUUGUGCUUGAGUAGUCAAAAUAUCGUAUUUAGUUGCUAUUACGAUGUUUCUGUUCCAUUUGUAUAAGGAUCUUCCAUGAAUUGCGCGAUUUGAAUGAAUUAUUGUUGGGUGACUAAGAUAAAAGUUUAUAAGGAUAGGUCAAUUCUCAAGAGUUGGCACGAAUGGAAAAAAUGAGUGAAUGAAAAAGUUUCGUUCAUUCCGUUCUUGCAAACUCUUGUGAAUUGGCCUAUAUCCCAUGGAAUAUCGCGUCUAUGACAAUUUUGUCGAAGUAGUUUGUUAUUGUUUUGAUACAAAUUGUGCUUGCAUUUGGCAACCUGACACUUUCAUUGUGUGCUUGACUUUGACUGUGUUGUAUAUUUUUGUAUGAAGUCAAUAUUGUAGGACGCGUUAUUAUUUCACAUGUAGUAGGCUGAUUCUAGAGUUACGUUUUUAUUUCAUAGUACUUUUAUUUAACUAAAAUCCACAAGAAAGAUUAA